AUGGAAAGAACCAUCUUCUUCAUGUUUCUUUGUAUCGCUGUUGAGGGAGACAUAGGAAAGCACAUUUUCGUCGAGAAGCAAGCAAAAUGGACUGAAGCUCAGGCUUACUGUCGACAACAUCACACUGAUCUUUCCUUUUUUAACAGUCAGAGUGAUAUAGACAAGCUACAAAACGAUGUAGGUGGAACGAUUCAUAAUGGAUGGAUCGGACUUCAGCGAGACCCCAACAACUACACUGCUUGGAUGUGGUCAGGAGGUGGACACGUUACAUACGAGAACUGGGGGAAUGGACAACCAAAUAAUCGUAAUGGCAACCAGGACCGAGCAAGCAUUAAAUCUAAUAGAAAAUGGAAUGAUCACAAAAGCGACAGGCUGAAAAAUUUUUACUGCAUCGAUGUGACUGUGGUGGAGGAGAGGAUGUCCUGGGAGGACGCUCUGAGUCACUGCAGGGAGAACCAAACUGAUCUCGCCAGUGUGAUCUCUGUGACCGACCUCCUUCUGGCCCAGACUGAGAUCAAGCACAACCACACUGAGCGGGUGUGGAUCGGCCUGCGUUUCCUGGGUGACCGCUGGAUGUGGAUGAACGGUGACCCUCUGGAAUAUGAGGUCUGGUCCCAAGCAGGAGAUCAGGACCACCAGUGUCCAAUCAGGAAACGCUGUGGAGCUUUGCCCAAAGAGGGACUGUGGGAGAACUGGGACUGUGAAGAUGAACUCAACUUCAUCUGCAUGUGA
Molecule: messenger RNA, 732 nt
Organism: Stegastes partitus (bicolor damselfish)
Lineage: Eukaryota; Metazoa; Chordata; Actinopteri; Pomacentridae
Source: RefSeq, a predicted model, not a curated record